AUGAUAUAUGGUCAAGAUAUUGAUGAAAAUCCCAUGAAUGAUAAUAUAUUUGGUUUAUCUUCUAGUAAUGAUGAUUGGUUCUCAGAAGAUUUUACAAAUAGAUUAAAUGAUUUUGCUCCGGGUAAUACUGUUUCAUUUGCAAAUCUAGCAAAUAUUAUAACAGAUAGUCGAACAGCAACUGAUGCAUAUGAAGUACAAUUUAGUCCUCGUAUAACGGAUUUUUUUGAUAGUCAAAUAUUAAUUGGACAACUGAGUAAUAUAAAUCAAAUAGUUAAUGUACAAAUGAGUUUUCAUAAUGAUGAUGGUGAUAUUAUACGUGAUAAAUUUGGUAAUCCAAUUGCAUAUACAUCAAAUCGUCAAGAUCUUGGACAUGUUCUAGACAUAUUACAUCCAGAAAUUCCUUUUUCUUAUAUUAGAUGUCUUUUAAGAUUACAACCAAAUUCAAAUUUUGAUCCACAUAGUCUUUUUUUUCAUUUUGCACAACGAUCUCCAUUAGGAAAACCAACAAAUGACACAUAUGUAAUCACGGGUCCAACUUCAUUUUCUAUUGAUACAAAUCAACAAAUAUAUAAUGUAUCUGCAAAUUGUCCAUUGGGAUUAACUUGUAUGUGGUUAUUAGAUAAUGAAGUUAUAUCAGGCACACCCAAUACUACUGUUGGAUUAGUAUUUAGCCCGAGACAUGUUGGCAAUCGAACAUUAACGUAUGUCGGAUAUUCUGCAAAUAAUCCUCAAAUAUUAGCAUCACUUCAACUUUCUAUUUUACCUAGUUCAAGUCCAGAUUGUAGUCCAUUACCGAGAGCUCCACGAAAUAUUUGGUUACAAGCUCGUCCUAUGAGUACUCCACGUGUAUACUUCACAAUGACAUAUCUUUCACAAAGUGGUUAUUUGAUGAUGGCUGGUGGAUCAACUGAUGGUUCAACUGGAUUAUCAUUGGUUGAUAUUUAUAAUCCAUUGACUGGUUGCUACAAUGUAUUAAAUAUGAGCUCUCCACGAAUGCGACAUAAAGCAACAUAUUAUAAUAAUUCUGAUGCAGUUCUUCUUAUUGGAGGUGUUCGAAAAAAUAAUGAUGUUAUUUCAGCAUCUGAAAUUAUUUCCAUUAAUGCUACACAAGUUCAUUAUCCAAUGACUCAACCACGAUAUUUUCAUGAAAUGCAUAUUCUUAAUAAUUCGAAUAUUCUCAUCGUUUCUGGUCAAGGAUUGAUUAAUAAUUUAAUACCCUUAGAAAUGUACGAUCGUGCUUCAUCUACAUUUCAAACAUUGGCACCAUUUCAUUCGCGAUUACAAAAUCUUGAAGGUCAUUCAGUAACAUCUCUUGGUAGUACAGGAAAUCUUUUGAUUUUCGGUGGUUUCAAUGGCAGUUCAUAUUCCGGAGUAGGUUUGAUAUAUAAUGGAACUAAUUUAACAUCAGCUGGACCGUUCAAUAUCACAGCAUUGGACACUAUUAAUGACAUACCCGGACGUGCUCAUCAUCAAGCAACAUAUAUACCACUAAUAAAUGCAGUGUUAAUCACUGGUGGUGAUAAUGGUACACAUGCAUUGUCUGAUGCGUAUUUAUACGAUAUAGUUAAUCGAAAUUUUACUGCUACUGCUUCUAUGGGAAUUCCUCGUUCGUUUCAUAAAGCUACUCUACAUUCAAAUGGGUCAGUAAUUAUAACCGGUGGAGCUGUAGGAAUGUCCGGUAAUCAACCGAUAACUCCAACAAAUUCAGUAGAGAUGUACAAUCCAUCAACCAGAACGUUUACCAGUGCACCUCUUUUAAAUGUUGCACGAUAUCGACACCAGGCUGCUUUAUUUGAAGAUGAAGUUUUUGUUUCUGGUGGUAUAGGUUCUGAUGGUAGAACAUUAUCUAGUAAUGAAUAUCUAAUAUUUUAG
Rotaria sp. Silwood1 is the source of this 1872-nucleotide messenger RNA. NCBI's taxonomy places the organism in Eukaryota, Metazoa, Rotifera, Eurotatoria, Philodinida, Philodinidae. The record is from the annotation of a GenBank genome assembly.